Cyphomyrmex costatus is the source of this 657-nucleotide messenger RNA. RefSeq lists its product as uncharacterized. The coding region runs from base 1 to 657 and encodes 218 amino acids. Lineage: Eukaryota; Metazoa; Arthropoda; Insecta; Hymenoptera; Formicidae. The record is from RefSeq and is a predicted model, not a curated record. The transcript has 4 exons.
AUGAACUUAAACAUCGAUGAGAACAUGCUGGUCAAACUAAAUUUCGGCCUGGUUACUCUUGCAACGACCGGCAAGAUACAACCACCGAACCACGUUUGCGUUUAUUGGGCUAAAAAAAAUUCAACAAAACUUGGAGGACCAAAUAGCAUUGUUGAAAUUGACGAAGCUAAAAUUGGCAAAAGGAAAUAUAAUCGUGGUCGAAUUAUCGAUGGAAAAUGGAUCUUCGGUGGAUAUGAACGCGAUACAAAAAAAAUAUUUCUUGUACCUGUUGCAGAUCGCACAGAAGAAACUCUUACUCAAGUAAUUGAAGAAUGGAUUUUACCUGGGACAACAAUAAUGUCAGAUUGUUGGAAGUCUUACAAGAAUUUAAACAGUAAAAAUUUCCAACAUCUGACAGUAAAUCACUCUAUAAAUUUUGUUGAUCCAGACUCCGGAGCCCACACUCAACAUAUCGAACGCGUUUGGAGGGAAGUUAGAAGUAAUAUCCCACGAUAUGGAACACGUAGUAAACAUUUAGUGGGUUAUUUAGCUGAAUACCUUUUCAAACGUGUUCAUAAAUAUAACGAGCGAUUACAGAGUUUCUUCUGUGUAAUUGCAGAACUAUAUCCACCGAAGACCUUCCAGGAUGAAACAGAUGUUUCAGAGGCUGCAAUAUAA